Gongylonema pulchrum is the source of this 852-nucleotide messenger RNA. Lineage: Eukaryota; Metazoa; Nematoda; Chromadorea; Rhabditida; Gongylonematidae. The record is from the annotation of a GenBank genome assembly.
AUGUUUUUUUUUUUAGGCCUGGGAACUUCCUCAGCUAAAGAAGCACGAGAGUAUUUCUCAGACAUCGAAAAGCAUACAGUACGUUUUGUUUACGAUGGCAAGGCAUCCGAUGAAAGCAUCGAUCUUGCAUUUGCUAAAAAUAAAGCGGAUGAGCGGAAGCUAUGGAUUGCGGAAUGUAGCAAAUUAGAGCCUGCUGCUGCUGGUGGUGCAUCAGAUACGAACCGUGCUGAAAGAACUUUUUCCGAAUUUAUCAACAAAGAAUUAGUGGAAUAUUCACAGCUCGAUUUACGGCGUUCCUUACCAAAUGUGAUCGAUGGACUGAAGCCAAGUCAACGAAAAGUGCUGUACACAAUGUUCGAGCGCUAUGAACGCGGUGAAGUAAGAGUAAGCCAACUGGCUGGUGCCGUUUCGCAGUAUUGUGGAUAUCAUCAUGGCGAAGAAUCGUUAGUGAAUACGAUCGUUCGUUUGGCUCAGGAUUUUGUCGGUUCAAAUAAUCUGAAUCUUUUGUUGCCAUUAGGUCAGUUUGGUACUCGUUUAGCUGGUGGUGAAGAUGCAGCCAGUGCUCGAUACAUAUAUACUGCUUUGAGCCCACUUGCUCGAGCAGUUUUCCCGCGGCUGGACGAUAAAAUUUUGAAAUAUUUGGUCGAGGAAAAUGCAUCUAUCGAGCCGCAGUGGUAUUGCCCAGUGAUUCCAAUGAUUCUAGUGAACGGUGCGGAGGGAAUUGGUACGGGUUGGGCAACCAAAAUAUUGCCACGUUGUCCGAGACAAAUAAUCGAGAACACCCAGAGACUUAUUGAUGGACGGCCAAUGCAAACUAUGGUAAUUUUUUGUUGCGAUAGGUUCUCGCUGUGA